This is a messenger RNA of Parnassius mnemosyne (clouded apollo), 1323 nucleotides long. The record is from the annotation of a GenBank genome assembly. Lineage: Eukaryota; Metazoa; Arthropoda; Insecta; Lepidoptera; Papilionidae.
AUGGAGGACGAAAACAAUGUUGAUAUUAGUAUUCUCACGCAAAAUCAAUAUUUGUCAAUAUUUAUUAAAACAUGGGAAACUUAUCCAGAAUUAUGGAAUACAUGUUGCGAAUCAUAUCGCGAUAAAGUAAGGAAAAAUAAUGCGCUUGAUAAGUUGCUCGAUAUUUAUAAAAAAAUGAAACCAAAUAGCACGAGAGAAGACCUCAAGAAAAAAUUAAAUGCCCUGCGAACAAAUUUUCGGAAAGAGUUAAAGAAGAUUCACAAAUCGAAAUCAUCAGGAAAGGGAACCGAUGAGGUUUACGUCCCGUCUGCGUGGACGUAUUAUGAAUUGCUGUUUUUAACAAAUGAUGAACAACCAAUAAAAAAAACUAUAGAGGAUAAAACUGGAAAUUUUAAACUCUUGACAACCAAACAAACCCCGGAGGAGUCAGUUGACUAUGUCAAUGACUUUUUUGCAGGCGUGGGAGAGAACCUAGCUAGCAGUAUCUCAGCUGUGAAUAACCCUCAUGAUCUGACAACUCAUCUUGUGGAUAAGACCCAACUCACAACUUUUUGCCUAUUGGAAACAGAUCACCAAGAGGAAGACAAAGAAAAUGAUCAAGACCAAUAUAGCUAUUCGAUUAGCUCAAUGGAUCCACCUCCAACUCCAGUAUCGGAAAAUAAGAAAAGAAAAAAGGAAAAUGACCAGCAAAACCUUUUACAGAGGACUUUAUCGUUUUUGGAGAAGGAUUCUUCUGAUAAUCAAGAAGAAUAUCAUCUUGCCAAAGUCUGGGCCGCUAAAUUGACAAAACUGGAGUCUACACAAAAACUUUUUGCGGAAAAGGCAAUUAACGAUAUUUUAUUUGAGGCACAACUUGGAAAAUUAAACAAAAACUCAGUGAAAGUUAAUGAGCAUGUACCAUAUACUUCAUCGCCUUUGCUGCCUAGACAGUCACUAUAUCAUCCCAGAGUAAACUAUAUUCCAUCACCUAGUCAAUCACCAAGCACACAAGAUUCAAUUUUGAGAUACAAUUUAACACCUUCGCCACAUUCUAUAUUUAACAAUGAACAUAAUAUUGAUAAUACUAUUACUAUGAAACCUCCACAGAUAUUGUCCAAGACUCAAAGUCACCAUCAACCAAUUGUAACCACCGGUAUUCCAUCUCAAAUAAUAUUAAGGCAUCCACUGACACGAUUGCAACAGUUUGGGUAUGGUCCACAAGACACAAUAUCACAAGAAAAUAAACAAAAUAAUAAUAUAACUUCUAAUGUUAUAACAUUUGAAGGCGACGUACAUGCCAAGUAUACUCCAAAAGAAGAUAUUUCAAUUUUUUUUCAGUCCUAA